Aspergillus nidulans FGSC A4 is the source of this 915-nucleotide messenger RNA. RefSeq lists its product as uncharacterized. Lineage: Eukaryota; Fungi; Ascomycota; Eurotiomycetes; Eurotiales; Aspergillaceae. The coding region runs from base 1 to 915 and encodes 304 amino acids. The record is from RefSeq and is a predicted model, not a curated record. The transcript has 6 exons.
AUGCCUACCUACCCGCAUUCCAGAACAACGGAAACACCCCAGAUCGCAUGCCAGGCGCACUACGGUCUUAUCGGCAGCGUCGCCCAAGCUCUAAACCACUACACAGUCCGGCCUAGGUGCAAGGAGAUCGUCUCGUUCAACCACACAUUCCCCGCCGACUUGGGUGAUGGCUCCUCCCCAUUUGAUGCGCGCAACAUUGACAAUGCCGGCGACGCCGAAAUUCGGAAGCAUCAAGCAUGUCCUCACAGGCGACUCUUUCGUCUCUUGGAAGCUUGUGGCGAGUGGCAGCCGAGGUUUGGGUCGAAGGUUCAGAGUACGCAUGGGAUGUCCGAGGCAGGCUUUUUUGCGGUUCCUGAUCCGAACGAACCCGUUCAAGAUGCUAAUAUGGGGAUUUUCGUGCCGAACGUUGAAGCCAAGUUCCUCGACGAGAGUAGCGACGUCUUAUCUCUGAACGAGGAGGGGGUGUAUAUUUGUACACCUUUUGUGAGAAAGGGAUACCUCGAUGAGCCGACGCAUACGGCUCAGGCAGCGCGACCGGUUACAAGGUCUGAGAUCGAGACCGCAGUCUCCCGGCAUCCGGGCGUCCGUGACGUUGCUGUUAUCCCUGUUGUUCUGCCCGGUAGCGAAUGCCCUGCCCCUCGGGCCUACAUUGUUAAGACAUACGGCUCGAGCCUGUUAAUAGAGGAGCUGAUAUCAUGUAUGGCAACCAAAUAUCUUCCGCGCAUGCAGCUCACCGGUGGUGCUGCGUUCGUUGAUGCUAUUGAACAAAUAUGGGUGCACGGGUGGGGGCACAGGAUUGAGGUUCAGAUUCCAUCACUUUUACAGAUCGAGGCCUCCAUCAUCCCCAUUGUGGUCAUCGGGGUCUUUUAUGUCAGGAGCGAGAGACGCUGCUGGUGUGGUUUGUCGGAGAUUUGA